Messenger RNA from Hypanus sabinus (Atlantic stingray), 1266 nucleotides. RefSeq names its product apolipoprotein E-like. The record is from RefSeq and is a predicted model, not a curated record. NCBI's taxonomy places the organism in Eukaryota, Metazoa, Chordata, Chondrichthyes, Myliobatiformes, Dasyatidae. The transcript is spliced from 4 exons. Bases 124 to 930 code for a protein of 268 amino acids.
GAAUUGUCCCAGCCUUUAUAAACGGCUGAGUCGGAACUGGUCCAAUCCAGGCGGAGUGUGCGAGAGAAAGAGGUGAUCAGCACAUUAAUUUGUGAUUUCCAAAGAACUUCUGAUACAGCAAGCAUGAAACUGCUCGUCGUCGUUCUGGCCUCGGCCCUAAUCGUAGCCUCCAGCGCUUCCCAGGAACCACCCUCCGAACUGCAGACUAAAUGGGAGGAGGUUGUGGAGAAGGUGUGGAGCCUCGCCAGUCAAGUCUACCAUUCGACUGAGGCGAUCCUGUCCGACACUCAGCUCGAGAGUCAGUUCCGGGAGCUGAUCACGGAGACCCUCACCCAGCUGAACGCCAGCGUUGAGGACCUGCGCUCCCGCCUGGGGCCCAAAUCGGAGGAGUUCCGCUUGGACAUGGAGCGGCUGCAGGAACGCCUGGAGAGGGACCUGAGCGCACUGCAGAGCAAGGUCCAGGUGUACCAGCACGAGGGUCAGCUCCUGGCCGAGCAGGGUCUCAGUGACACCCGCCGCAUGCUGGGCAUCUACCUGCGCAAGUACCGCAAGCGGCUGACCCGCGAACAGGACGAGAUCCACCGCAAGUUCCAGGAGUACCAGGAGCUCCUGGAGAGCCAGGGCCAGCGGGUGGCCGAUGGGUUGCACCAGGCGCUGGAGCCCGUGGCCACAGAAACUGCCAACCUGCUGCAGGAGAAGCUGGAGUCCCUGCGGCAGGGCUUCCAGGAGAAGCUGGCAGAGGUACAACGGCAGGCGCAGAGCCUGCAGGAGCAGGCUGGCCAGGAUGCUCAGAGCCUGCGCAGCACCCUGGAGGAAGGAAUGGCCUCUCUCCGCAGCUGGUUCCAGACCGAGGCUGAAAACCUGACCAGCCGCUUCCAGGGUCUGUUUGAUGGUCUAAGGGAGCAGCCAGCUGAGGAGGAGGUCAACUGAAGGCCAGACUGGGUCUGGUGCCCACCCUCAUCGUUACCACCUUCCCCAGGUCUCUGCAACAGCCCUUCCUGAGCCUCCCAUCCCCUCUGUCCCUCCCUAUGUGGUCUCACUUCCCCCUCUGGGUUUUUUCCCCCUCCAUCUCAGCCUCACCCUAAUUUUCAACCCCCCCCACUUCUCCAGCCCCCUUCAACCUCUGCUGCAAUGACAAUGACUUCUGUCGAUUCCUCCCCUCUCUGACCUGGAUGCCUCGGAUUGGAUGGAGUGAACUCGGUCGGGGUGCUUGUUAUCCCCACUAACUGCCUCACUGACUAACAAAUAAAUAUUCAUUCAACUCUG